Molecule: messenger RNA, 1629 nt
Organism: Colletotrichum karsti
Lineage: Eukaryota; Fungi; Ascomycota; Sordariomycetes; Glomerellales; Glomerellaceae
Product: NADPH oxidase regulator
Exons: 6
Coding region: 1-1629 (542 amino acids)
Molecular function (GO): protein binding
Source: RefSeq, a predicted model, not a curated record
AUGAUCACCAUCACCACCGGCGCAAAGCUAAAAAGUGAAAUAGAGACGUGGGUGUCGGCCCUGGGCCGCUACGAUAACAACGAGUUCGAUGAGGCCCUCAAGGACUUUGAGAAGAUUUCCGACACAUCAAAAAUUCUCUUCAACAUGGGUGUCAUUCACGCUACGUUAGGAGAGCAUGAGAAGGCUGUUGAGUGCUACCAGCGCGCAAUCAGAUUAGAUCAGUACCUCGCUGUCGCCUACUUCCAACAGGGCGUCUCAAAUUUCCUGCUCGGCGAUUUCGAAGAGGCAUUGGCCAACUUCAACGAUACCCUGCUCUACCUCAGAGGAAACACCAUGAUUGACUACGCCCAACUGGGCCUGCUCUUCAAGCUCUACUCCUGCGAAGUCCUCUUCAACCGCGGUCUUUGCUACAUUUACCUGCAACAAAAGGAUGCCGGUCUGCAAGAUCUGUCCUACGCCGUGAAGGAGAAGGUCGUCGAGGAUCACAACGUCAUUGACGAGGCCAUUCGUGAGGAGGCAGAGGGUUACACCGUCUUUUCGAUCCCCGUCGGUGUCGUGUACCGACCGAACGAGGCCAAGGUUCGCAACCUCAAGACAAAGGACUACCUCGGAAAGGCACGGCUGGUCGCCGCCUCCGAUCGCGCGAACGCCUUCACAGGCUUUGCCGGGUCCGAGAUCAAGAAUGCCGGCAAGAACGAUAACAAGGACGACAGGCCCGCUGACAACAUCUCCUUCGCCGCCACAAACCUCGUCAAGCCCGGCUUGGCGUCUAGAAGACAACAAUCCGAGCCGCCCAACGGCCGCGGCGUCUUCCCGCCCACACCUCCGCCUGACCAGGUCGAGGCCAACGCCGGCGGUGGCAUGACCCGUGGACAGUCUGUUCGCAAUGGCCCCAAGCCAAUGCUUGCAAAGCUCAACAUCGACAACGCGAGAUCAAAUGACCGAUACCAAAAGACGAGCAGCCCACAGAACGAUCGUCGGGCGCCGCCGUCCAUGAGAUCCGAGUCUCGUUCCGCCACUCCCAGCAGGGGCUACUCGAGACGCGACCAGCAGAUGCGCGGUCGUCCCGUCGACGAAGAGGCCGAGGACGCCUACCCUGAUGAGUUGUACGACAUGUACCAAGGUGGCGGCGGAGGUGGCAGCACGAGAACCAGCCGGCAGACGUCCCGCCGUGUGCCCCAAAGGUACAUGGAGGACGAGGAUGACGGUUCUGAUUACGGCUCCUUCGAUGAGGGCGACUUCGAGAUGGUGUCCAACCGACGUCCCGGCACAAAUUCCAUGUCUUCUCGCGGCGGCUCAAGACGGCCAGAGAUUCGCAAGAUUCGUGUCAAGGUCCAUGCCGAGGAUGUCAGAUACAUUAUGGUCGGUGCGGCGGUCGAAUUCCCCGAUUUCAUCGACCGUAUCCGUGAGAAGUUCGGCCUUCGUAGGCGAUUCAAGAUCAAGAUCCGCGACGAGGACAUGCCUAAUGGCGACAUGAUCACCAUGGGCGAUCAAGAUGACCUCGACAUGGCCAUCAUGACUGCGAAGAGUCAGGCGAGGAAGGCAAGGCAGGACAUUGGCAAGAUGGAGGUGAAUCUGGGUUCAGGAAAUUUAGACGAAUUAUACCCCCCAAGCCACAUGACGACUUGA